GUCAGGUACAGGAUACAUACUCAUUCGAAUAUUAGAUACUAUCACGAGCCCCAAGUUUCUAAAGACCAUUACUGUCUACCUAAUCUCAGACGACAUAUAUAUCAUUGUCAUCAAGACAUAAUGUGUAUUGGUGAGUCUCACUGAUAGUAUUCUAUUACCAUACUAACUGCCGGCACAUCGCCAAGAUGCAUGAGUCUUGCGAUCACCGCCGUCACUCUGACGAGUCUUGCUUAUACUCCUGCUUUGGUGGUGGACGAUGCGAAGGUACAGUCUCACAAAGCCACCAUAGCAAGGCCCCGUGUAAGGAGUGCGAGCGUCUUGAAACCAAGCGUGCUCAAACUCAAGCGAGUAAAGCAGCGCAGAACUAUGGGUGGGGCGCUCCGGGGGCCAGAGACUCGUAUGUUGAACCUUCCCUACAGCGUGCCAUAUAUGGCAUGCCUGGUAGUGACUUUCACUUCUCUAAUUCGUAUAGUAAACCGCAGCAGCAACCUGCCCAGUACUAUCAGCAGAGGCCGAAGGGUAACAGUUGGCCGGCGCCCCGAGCACAACCGCAGAUGGUGUUUAGCGGUGGCCGUCCUGGCCCCGUCAAGGGGUUACCUUUGAUGCCGGCCAAGAAACCACAGUAUCAGUCGCAUCAACCUAUGCGAGCCGAGCCUCGUCGAGCGCCGAAGCCGGGCCCGAUUCAUAUACAGCAGUUGACCAAUAGUCACCAACCACAGGUCGUGAAUUAUCAUAGCGUUCGUCCUCAGGCUGCGCAAGUCGCGCAGAUCGUGUAUGCUGCGCAGAAGACUGUGCGGCGGGACAGCAAUGGUAUUUCCGAAUUCGGCAGCGAGGAAGGUGACUCUCCUGGGUGGAGGAAUUACACAGUUUCUCCACGCGCUGUCUCCCCACUUCGCGCCAGCUAUAGUCACCAGGCCUGGCUUGUAGGUAGAUAAACAACUCUGAAUGAGACAAACAUGAGUCUUGC
This is a messenger RNA of Truncatella angustata, 967 nucleotides long. RefSeq lists its product as uncharacterized. Lineage: Eukaryota; Fungi; Ascomycota; Sordariomycetes; Amphisphaeriales; Sporocadaceae. The annotation marks the transcript as partial. The transcript is spliced from 2 exons. The record is from RefSeq and is a predicted model, not a curated record.